Messenger RNA from Peronospora matthiolae, 576 nucleotides. NCBI's taxonomy places the organism in Eukaryota, Oomycota, Peronosporomycetes, Peronosporales, Peronosporaceae. The record is from the annotation of a GenBank genome assembly.
AUGACGGAUCAAGCCAUUUACCAUGAGCGCCAGACGCUUUGUCGCUGCGGACUCCAUGCACUGAAUAACGUGCUUCAAGGGCCGAUGUACACCAAAGCCUCACUCGAGGGUAUUUGCGACGAGCUCGCGACUCGAAGCGCGAGCAAUGGACUGAUGAAUUGGGUCUGGAAUGCCCAUAAAUCGCCAUUGGGCAUUGGCAAUUACGACGUCAAUGCCCUGACGUUGGCCUUACACCAAAAAGGGUACGUGAUGCAAUGGGUGGACAAACGACGGCCAGUGGAUGAGAAAUUGGUCAACUUGGACCGAGUGGAGGGACUGCUGUGCAAUGUCGUGCUGUCGACGGUUUGGAGCAGUCUUUGGAUGUCUAGACAUUGGUUUGCUAUUCGGAAAAUCCGAGGCGUUUGCUACAAUCUGGACUCGAAACUAGCGACCCCAAUGCCUUUUCACGGGGACCACGAGUGCUACCAGUUUUUGCAGGAACUAGUGAACACUGGCGAGUGCGAGCUGUUUGUUGUUCUGAAGGAAAGCACGACGAUGGAGCAAACCCAUUUGCCGGGUGGAAAUGACGACCUGUGA